AUGACUGAACAAUCAUCAACCAUAGAAACAAAUGUAUCAGAAACAAAAGACACAACAGUUAAAUUAGAUAUGCCACCACCAUCCACAACCAUAGUGCUAAAAAGAUUAAGAACAAAAUUUUAUUGUACCGCAUGUGAAAAGUCAUAUAAGGCUCAAGCUAAAUUAAAAUAUCACAUUCGUUCAAAACAUUUUAAUUUAAAGACAAAAACAACAAACAUAGAUAAGAAAAAUAUAAAUGAUGUUUGGUUUGAGAAAGUUGUAAAUACAGAUUUUGUAGCAGAAAUCAAGAAAGCAUCAUAUACCAAGCUUAUUAUAAGAAGAUCUGAAUCCAGGGAAGUGAUCACAGAUAUAAAAGAAAUUGUUGAUGUAUCAGAACAAUAUCCAACAAAAUGUUUCGAUGUCAAAGCUGAGUGCAAUGAAUGUCACCAAAUUAUUUGUAAGAAGGAUUUCAAAAAGCAUUUUAAAUUAAAGCAUAGUGGGAAUAAAUUAAAGAUAAAAAUUAAGUAA
Molecule: messenger RNA, 507 nt
Organism: Pieris macdunnoughi
Lineage: Eukaryota; Metazoa; Arthropoda; Insecta; Lepidoptera; Pieridae
Source: the annotation of a GenBank genome assembly